AUGCCGGACGCGGCCGUGGUCCCCGACAAGAUCGCCUACGGCGCAGCCAUGUCGGCGUGCUCCAAGGCCGGGGAGAGGGACCACACCGUGUCGCUGCUCCGGGAGAUGGAGGACCGCCUCCUGCGGCCAGACAUCACGCACCUCACGUGCGUGCUGGUCGCGUGCGCCCUGAGCAAGGACGAGGCGGCGGCGCGCCAGGCCUUCGCGGAGCUGCGGAGGCGCGGCUUCGAGCCGGAUGCCGUCGCCUACACGAGCCUGAUCUCUUGCUUCGCGGGCGCGGAUGCCCUGCGGAAGGCGGACGCCGUGCUGGCGGAGAUGCUGGCCGCCACGGUGCACCCCACGGUCGUCACCUACAACGCGGUGCUGCAGGUGGCCAUCCGCGAGGGGGCCACGGACCGCGCGCAGGGGCUGGCCGCGGAGAUGGAGCAGCGGGGCGUGCCGGCCAACGGCGAGACGGCCGCGCUGCUCGAGCAGCUCCGAGAGAGCCCGCGGGCGUAUGCGGCGCAUGGCGCGCUCGCCGCCGAGGCCUCGGGCGCCCUGCCGGCCCCCUGGAGGGAGACCGUCGACCCGUCGAGUGGCCGCCGCUACUACUGGCAGGACUCGGACCCGGCGGGGACCGUGACGUGGGACAGGCCCCGGUGA
Molecule: messenger RNA, 642 nt
Organism: Prorocentrum cordatum
Lineage: Eukaryota; Dinophyceae; Prorocentrales; Prorocentraceae
Source: the annotation of a GenBank genome assembly